This is a messenger RNA of Myotis davidii, 3475 nucleotides long. RefSeq names its product pleckstrin homology domain containing O2 (gene PLEKHO2). Gene Ontology annotation, biological process: macrophage apoptotic process. The coding region runs from base 42 to 1550 and encodes 502 amino acids. Lineage: Eukaryota; Metazoa; Chordata; Mammalia; Chiroptera; Vespertilionidae. The record is from RefSeq and is a predicted model, not a curated record. The transcript has 6 exons.
AUAAUGGUGCCACUGCCUUGGAGGGUAGCUGUAUGGACUAGAUGAGACAGUGCGUGAAAAUGGUGGCUCAGUACAAGGGUGUGAAGGAGGCGGGCGAGAAGCCCCAGCGAGCACGGACGGCGGACAAGGCUGGCUGGAUCAAGAAGAGCAGCGGGGGCUUCCUAGGGCUCUGGAAAGACCGCUAUCUGCUCCUCUGCCAGGCCCAGCUACUGGUCUACGAGAAUGAGGACGAGCAGAAGUGUGUGGAGACAGUGGAGCUGGGCAGCUAUGAGAAGUGCCAGGACCUGCGUGCCCUCCUCAAGCGGAAACACCGAUUUAUCCUGCUGCGAUCCCCAGGGAACAAGGUCAGCAACAUCAAGUUCCAAGCACCCAGUGGGGAGGAGAAGGAAUCCUGGAUCAAAGCCCUCAAUGAAGGGAUCAGCCGAGGCAAGAACAAGGCUUUCGAUGAGAUAAAGGUGGACAAGAGCUGUGCGCUGGAGCAUGUGACCCGGAACCGAGUGCGUGGGGGCCAGCAGCGCCGGCCACCUACGAGAAUCCACCUGAAGGAGGUAGCCAGCGCAGCUUCUGAUGGGCUUUCUCGCCUGGACCUCGAUGCUCUGGACAGCAGGCCGCCAGUGCUUACCCCCGGCGAUGACGACAACGCAGCCCCGCCCCGGGAGGCCCUCCGGCCCCUCCUGCCUCCUGCCAAGCCUUCCCCAGCUCCCGAGGUGACCGCCCUUGGUGACAGAGGGGAGACCCCUGUAGGGGAGAGAGCCCCAACCCCUGUCUCAGCAAGCUCUGAGGCGCAGCCUGAGAGCCAGGAAGACGCAGAGACUGCAGUGGGGGAGGACAGCUCCUCUGAGCAGCUCCCCAGGGUCCUGCCUGAAAAACUGAAGGUGAGCUGGGACAACUCCAGCCCCGAGGAGCCCCCUGUGCCUGAGAGCUCGGAACCACCCCACGUGCCCUGUUCUGAGACUUCCGAGUCUUCGAUCAAGGAGGGUGGGAAGCCCCCUACGCCCCCACCCAAGAUCCUAUCGGAGAAACUGAGAGCCUCCAUGAUUGGGGUGGAGGCUUCCGGGCCAGCCCGGAGUCCCGGGGCCUCUGAGACCUCUGCCCCAGGCUCAGCGCAGGUCUCAGUGAAUGGCAUGGACGACAGUCCUGAGCCUGUGGAGCCAUCCCAGGCUGCUGGCACUCCGGGAAUUCCCCCGGAGAACAAAACCGCUUCUACAGCGUUCCCCUGGGAACUGCCGCCUCAGAGCCAACCCCGCCGCUCCUCCAUGGGGGACCUGCUUGGGGAAGGCCCCCGGCGUCCACAGCAGCGGCUGUACCGGGCCCAGCUGGAGGUGCAGGUGGCCUCAGAACAGACGGAGAAACUGUUGAACAAGAUGCUGGCCAGCGAGCCGGCCCCGGUGAGCGCCGAGACACUGCUCAGCGAGGCCGUGGAGCAGCUGAGGCAUGCCACCCAGGCCCUGCAGGAAAUCCGAGAUCUCGGAGACCUGAGCCAGGAAGCACCGGGGCUGCGGGAAAAGCGGAAGGAGCUGGUGACCCUCUACAGGAGAAGUGCACCCUAGGGCCUGCCGGCCGGGGCAGGGUCCCUCCUGCCUGCCCUGGUUCAUCGAGCCCAGCCCUGCCAAGAAAUGUGCUUCUGCCCAGGCUGUUGAAGGGCCAUCGGACAUGUCAGUGUUUGGCCAGGACCUGCAGAGGCUCCGGGCAUCCUUCCUGCCUGGCCUUGGCCAGCGGUGCAGGUGUCACCCAGGACCACUGCCUGGCUAACUGGCCUGGCCUCCGGGCCCUGGCUCGGGCUGGGAGCACACACUCAGGACCUCUGUGCUGGCAUGGUUGUUCCAAUCUGCCCCAGGGCUUUGGCACAGCACUCGGGGCUCUGGGGGUGGCAUCAUCUCUGCUUCUCACCCCCCGUAGUUUACAUUCCUGACUUCUGAAUAGAGCACAGCUGAGCCCCCCACAGCCUCUAUGUCCAGAUACUCCCAGGCAGACAGCCUCCUAGCAAAGGCAGCUUCAGGUCGUAACCAACCCUUCUGCCCGCCUAUUCCCAGUAGCUGCUGAGGCCUUGGGUCCAGGCUGUAGGUUCAUCCCUCAGCUGAAAGCCCCUGAAGGCAGGUCAGAGGCAGGUGUGAGAAAGCCAUUUGCCAUGUGGCCCCUCUCUGGGCCUUCCUGUUCUGCGGGCCUCCCCUGGUGAGUGUGGCAGGAGGACUCCUGGGUGGAGGAGGAACCUGAAAGGUCUCCUAGUCUAGUCCCUGCCUCUGGACCAGCUUGUGUCCAGCCCCACGCAUUCCUCUACAGGUGAACUUCAGAACGGCCCGACGUCAUCGUCAGAAAAUCCUGUAUGCGAUUCAUUCUAAAUCCGCCUUCAGGAGAGAAACUGCCCCAACUUCUGUGCCUCCCCAGAUGGGAUUUCUAUCUGGGUCUCUGUGGUUCCUCCACAACCAAACAGGUCCACUAUCCUAGUCAUUUAUUCUUACGCUGAGGGGUAUGUUGGGAUCUGAAACCACAUCCUCUCCCCACCGCCGCUCACCCCUCUGGCUCAGGCCCCGGAUGGGCUGCGCUUCCUGAGCUUCUAGUGGAAGGAGCAUUUUCUCCUGGCCUGGGCCAGCACCCUGGGCCUCUCCCGAGCCCCUCCCUGACUCCAGGAGCACAUCUGCUCUCCAUCCUGCUGUGGCAGCUGGACUGAGGGCAGAGCCUGUAGGUGCAGAGCCCCUGAGGGCUGCAGCCACUUUCCCUGGGGCUUGUGGGAGCGGGAGCAGCUCCUGACAGGCUUGCUCAGGGGGUUCUGCCUGUGCACUUUUGUUUACUGAAAGAGAGGAGAGGGAGGGCCACAGCCGUGUGCUCUGGCCUUUCUGCCCACCACCUGCCUCCGCCACCAGUAGUGCCCAUGAGGCCUGCCAGUGCAGGCCGAUGCCUUCUUUACUGUACUUCUACCUGUUUUUGAGGGUAGUAGCCAGGGGUCAGCAGGGGCCAAUAGAGGUCCACUCUGUAGCCUGUACUGGGCAGGCAUGGGUGUGAGCAGCAAUGCCAUGGCUCAUGAGCCCCCGUGGGUCUCCCCAAACCACACUCUUUGGAAAAACUAGGCUUCCCGGCCACAUUCUGCCUGUCCGUCUCUCUCCAGUGUGGGAGCAAGAACACCAUCAAGUACCCACAACCAUGUGGCCCCUGUGGUCUUGCUUUGGGGAACGGCCCUCCUGUGAGGGCUGCCGGGCUUUAGCCCAUCACCUGUUUCAGGGGCAGGAGCCUCCAUUUCUCCUCUGAUAAGUGACCAGGAGGAGCUCUGGGGCAACCUUAGUGGCCUAAUGCCAUUGGCUCCUGUAGGGUCCCUAGACCUGGGCAGCCUGGGCCCCAAGCGGGGAGGCUGCUUCCAGGGAGGAGGAUGGGAAAUUGGCAGGGGCUGCCUUGCCUGCCUCCGGAAGGAGGGUGGCAUUCCAUGUCUUCUGCUUAUGAAGCGCCUUUCUUGAAGUUCGGCAAUAAAUCCCUUUUUAUGGAA